AUGGCGCCCGUGCAGCCACUGCCAGACGUCCCCUCCCUCUUCGCCCACAUCCGCCAGCCCGACCCGCCCCCAGUCGACCUCGCCCAGCCAGCUCCCCUCGCCCACGAGCGGGCCGCAGUGCGCUCCCUCGCCAGCACCGUCCAGCGCGGCCCAGCCUCGACCUUCCUGCACGACGUCGUCCUCACUCGGUCGCACACCCUCGCCGUCAAACACCGCAAGGCCCUCGACUCGAAGAAGAAGCGCACCCGGUCCUCCAACACGAGCGACGACGACGACGACGACGACCUCGUCCUUGCCGACAAGGGCUUUGUCCACAAGCGUCGCACCCGCAGCACCGACACGGACGACGACGCACCGACGACGGCCACCGCGACGAGCGGCGACCGGCGGGCAGCGUCGCGCAAGACGGCCGCCCUGCGCACGAGACGCAUCAAGGGCCAGCUCGUCAAGCCCGAGGUGCACCUCGACGACGUAGACCUCCCUCCUGGCUUUCCCUCGCACGACCUCCUCACGUCCCUCCACUCGCACGCCUCGCACCUCCUCACCUCGACCCACAACCUCGUCCCUCCCCCCUCCGCUUCGACCUCUCGCCUCCCGCCCGCCGCUCAGGCCCACUUUGACGCCCUCGAGCAGCGCGCCCAGGCGCAGGAGGCGCGCCUCGCUCGGUGGGGGACCGACGCCGAGCUCAAGGCGGUCAAGGCGACGAGGAUUCGGCGCAAAGGCGCCGGAACGAGGAGGGCGCUGUGGGCCGAUGCCGACAGGGCGUUCGAGGGGCCCGCGCUCGUCGCGCUCGGGAUGCUCGCCGAGCUGCUCGUGCAAGACGCCGCCGCCGCGCCGGGCGAACUCCCUCUCCCCCCUCCUCCUGCACCAGCUCUCUGA
This is a messenger RNA of Rhodotorula graminis WP1, 879 nucleotides long. RefSeq lists its product as uncharacterized. NCBI's taxonomy places the organism in Eukaryota, Fungi, Basidiomycota, Microbotryomycetes, Sporidiobolales, Sporidiobolaceae. The record is from RefSeq and is a predicted model, not a curated record. The transcript has 4 exons. The coding region runs from base 1 to 879 and encodes 292 amino acids.